This is a messenger RNA of Chondrus crispus (carragheen), 1611 nucleotides long. RefSeq lists its product as hypothetical. The transcript has a single exon. The record is from RefSeq and is a predicted model, not a curated record. Lineage: Eukaryota; Rhodophyta; Florideophyceae; Gigartinales; Gigartinaceae. The coding region runs from base 1 to 1611 and encodes 536 amino acids.
AUGUCCCCAAUGUUCCGCUUCUCCUAUUCUGCCUCGCCUUGCUCCGCCACCUGCCCUCCUCAUCUACAUAUACACACACAUCCUUCACACCGAUCUCUGAUCUACCUAUCGCUCCAGCGAUAUCUCCCCGCCACUAUGGUCGACGCUAUGGCGUUGCUAGCCGCCGCCGCUGCUGCGAAGCUCACCGGCGACCGCCUGGUCCGCGACUUUGUCGCAUACAUCCGCGAGACGAGCACCUCCAUGUCCUCCACCGCCCAAGCCUACGCGUCCUCCUCCACCUACAAGAAGCGCUCUGCACGCAGACCACGCAGAACACGUCUCUCCAGACCCAUGAAGCCCUCCACCUCCGGCCUUGGGCGUCGGCCCGCGUCCUCGCGCCUGUCUAAAAAGGUGUCUACCAUGACCGACGCCGAGCUCGAAGCGGAGCUAGAAGCCCGCCGCCGCCGCCGCGCAAAGGAGCGAGAGGCCUAUUCGAGAGCCAUGCGCUCGGACAAAUUGGCGGCUCUCGAGUCGGAACUUGAUAGCCUGCGUAGGGAAAUUGGUCGCCUCGACCCGCCUGCCCCGGGAAGAGCACCAAGACAACCGGCGGGGACCCCACCAAAUGCUCGUUGGGAGGCCUUGCCGCGCUCGCGCAGACCCUCGAUGUCCCACGGCCCGUCGCCGCCGGGCUUUGCGUAUCCGAACACCCCGGGAGUCGCGGGCCCAACGGCGGGCACGCCGGCUCCACCAGUGGGUGGCCCGCCUCCACCACCGCCUCCACCACCACCUCCGCGCAUGGGCAGUGGUGACGACGAUGAUGAUGCGGAAGUCGACCCGGAGAAGCAGCGGUUGGAAAAGCUUGAAAGGCAAAAGCGACGCGAGGCGAAGAAGAAAGAACGUGAGCGCACUAAAAAGAAGAUGACGUUGGCGGAUAUUAUCCGCGCGGCGGGGCCGGAUCCUGCGAGUCGCCUCAAGCCUGCUGGGCUUAAGCCCGCGGAUUUGGAGCAGCAAGAGUGGGAACGCGCGAAAAAGGAGAGGGAAGAGAGAGAAGCGCGACAGGAACAGGAACGCGUGGAAAAAGAACGGCUCGUCAAAGAAAGUAAAACUCGGGUAUCGGAGAACUCUUCCGCGAAGGGGAAAGAGAACGACGUUGAGAAAGAACAGGAUACAAAUGAAACAGGGGACAAGGGCAAUCCGAUGCCGACGGAAAACGGAGACAAGACAAACGGCAAGUCUACAUCUGCCGGGAAGGAUGAAUCUGACAAGGAGAAGGACGGGGAUGUUGCAGAUGAAAAGAGUGGGGAGGAAACGAAGAAGUCGACAGAAUCGCUUUCAUCUAAGAAGCCGUCUGCCGAUUCUAACAAGGGGAAUGGGGAAGGGCCCAAAGAAGACGAGACGAAAACACAAGAAGCUGCACCAGGUAAGGAUUCUGCCGCAGAAGCGAUACAAAAGGCUGGUGCCAAGCGCAAUGCGGAGAGCGAGGCAAUUCAGGCAUCCCCUGACGAGGCCCCAAAGGAUUCAGAGAAUGUAGCUCCGAACGCUCCUCAGAAGGUUGAUACCAAGGAACCGGCAAAAACAGUUGAGGAUGCAGGCAAAGCGCAAACAAAUAAGCAGGUGGAAGCGAGUUCAUGA